AGAAAUAACCCAUUUCUCAAUAGCUCCUUAUCACGUAGAAUUAAAUUUCUAUGCAUUACUCUCACUCUCUUGAAGAAAUGCCGAGUGAAGAGGUUGACUCGGACCGAGUGACGUAGCAAACUCAGACGCGUCGAGUCAAUAAACAAGGAAAACUCGUCUUCAUAUAAUAAAAAAACAAUAAAAUAUUAAAUAAUAAAAAAAAAUUAAAAAUUUCGGAUAUAUAUAUUGUGAUGAAAAUAAAAAAUAUAACUCGUUCACUGAGUCAGAAGAAAAGAUUGUCCUCUCUGCAUUUUCUGCCUCUAGGGUUAUCUUUUCCCCAAUUUUCUUCUGCUUUUUCUUCUAUAUAUUGAUUACUCUGAAGCAGAAAAUUCAUCAUUUUCAAUGUUGCUCUUCGGAAACUAAUUAGGAUCUGAGUAAACCCUAACUUUUUCGCGGCAAAAAAUUCAAAAGUUCGUGAGCAAAAUUCAAAGGCUCUGUAUCUCGAUAGUGGAUUCUAAGGUGAUUAUGGAGCAACCUGUUGUGAGAUCGAGAGGUCGUCCUAGGAAACGAAGAAAGGAGGAGGAUGAAAAGGAAGUAAAAUCCAAAUCGGUUCAUGAAGCUAAAAGGCAAGCUUCAGAGACUAGAUCGAUAGCAUUGGUUGGCAGGUACGUACUUAAGAAUUUUCCGGGAAAUGGUGUUUUUCUUGGAAAAGUAGUGUACUAUGAACUAGGAUUGUAUCGAGUCAAUUAUGAAGAUGGGGAUUUUGAGGAUUUAGAGAGUGGUGAAAUUCGUCCUAUACUUAUCAGCAAUGUUGAUUCCGAUGUUGAUUUAGUAAGGAGGAUGAACAAAUUGGAGAAGUUAGUGUUGAAGAAUAGUGCGAAGGUCUCUGUAAAAGCAAAAUCUGCAGUUGAUGUGGCUGUUCCGAGUGAAGGUGGAUUAUCAGUUGAAAAGGAUAAGGAUAAGGAUGAAGAUGAUGAAGUUGGUGCUGAUUCCUCAAGUGACUCUGACACUGGUUUGAUGGAAAGGGAUUCUGUUUCUGAUGUUGAGACACCGCCUUUGCCACCACAGUUGCUGUUGCCGCCUUCGUCGGGAACUAUUGGUGUGCCGGAGCAGUGUGUUUCACAUCUUUUUUCUGUUUAUGGAUUCUUAAGAUCAUUCAGCACUCGCUUGUUUCUUCAACCUUUUACUUUGGAUGAGUUUGUUGGUUCUCUUAAUUGUCAAGUCUCUAAUUAUUUGUUUGAUGCUAUUCAUGUUUGUUUGAUGCGGGUGUUGAGGCGUCAUCUUGAAACCCUCUUGUCUGAGGGCUCUGAGCUUGCAUCGCAAUGCCUCAGGUACUAUGACUGGAGCUUGGUCGAUACAUUGACCUGGUCUGUUUUUGUUAUUCUAUAUUUGGCGGUCAACGGGUACACAAAAGGACCCGUAUGGAAAGGAUUCUUCGAUGAGGUUUUUACUGGCGAGUAUUAUUUAUUGCCUGUAAGUAGGAAGUUAAUGAUACUGCAAAUUCUCUGCGAUGAUGUUUUAGAAUCUGAGGAGCUAAAAGCUGAAAUGAACUCGCGAAAGGAAUCAGAGGUCGGGAUGGAUUAUGACGCAGAAGAUAUCCUUCCUGCGGAAACUGGGCCGAAAAAAGUCCAUCCAAGAUAUGCCAGGACCUCGUCUUCUGAGGAUAAAGAAGCCAUGAAAUUGGUUUCCACAUCAAAUGCUGUGAACCAACCUGGUAACUCUAUAUCAGAAAGCACAGGGGAUGGUGAUGUUGAUAGAAAUGGAGAUGAAUGUCGCCUCUGUGGUAUGGACGGAACCCUGCUUUGUUGUGAUGGGUGUCCCUCUGCUUAUCAUUCGAGGUGUAUUGGCGUGAUGAAAAUGUUUAUACCAGAAGGGCCAUGGUAUUGUCCAGAGUGCAAAAUCAAUAUGACUGGGCCCACAAUUGCCAAGGAAACCUCACUUAGAGGGGCUGAGAUAUUUGGAAGGGAUUUGUAUGGGCAACUCUUCAUGGGUACUUGCGACCACUUACUUGUGCUUAACAUUGACAACAAUGAAUUUUGUCUUAGAUAUUACAACCAGAACGACAUCCCCAAAGUUAUCCAAGUGCUUUGUGAAUCCAUGCAACAUAGACCAAUGUACUAUGGUAUUUGCAUGGCAGUGUUACAAUAUUGGAAUGUUUCAGGAAACUUCUUACCUCUUUCUGCUUCAAUUGAGACAGAUAUAGAGGAUGAGACAAAAUUCGCUACCCCUUUACUUCCUCCUCCAAGUGAAGGCAACCAUAAACCUGUUAGUUUGGUCAAGGGAGAGUGCUCUCCAACCACUGCAAGUUUCACUCACAAUGAUAAUAUGGGGCCUUCUCUUAAUGCUUUUCAAGCUAUCACUCAAAGUCCUGCUCUUGAAAACAGUGGCAAUGCUAGAACUGAAGAGUGCUGUACUGUGAAUGCGAAGCUUGCCGAGGAAACUGGGACGGAUGUGAUAAUUUCAGCUGGCUCUGUUAGUCAUCAGUCCAACAUGAGCUUUCAGAAUUCUGUCAAUAUGUCAACUGCAGUAGAUAAUGAUAUGUGCUCUUUGGUAAACAGUCAAUUUAGUAACUGUGGUCAUGUAAACGAUAUGGGGUUGCCUAUGAAUUUUUCUUUGCAAACCAAAGAAAACACCCAAGUGGGUUUUGGAAAGUGUGGACGCAAUUCAACUGAUGAUUGUUACAUGGGUUUCUCCUAUAAGCCCAUGUCAUACAUAAAUUACUAUAUGCAUGGUGAUUUUGCUGCAUCGGCAGCUUCUAAAUUUUCCAUCAUUUCUUCAGAGGAAUCUAAGUUGGUGGAAGGUCAUGUGUCAGACAGCCAGAAGAAAACUGCAGCUGCAUAUACUUAUUUGCAAGCAAAAGCAUUCUCACUAGCAGCUUCGCGUUUCUUUUGGCCAAGUUCCGAAAAGAAGCUUGUGGAGGUUCCAAGAGAGAGGUGUGGUUGGUGCAUUUCUUGUAAAGCCAAUGUUUCUAGCAAGAGAGGGUGCAUGUUAAAUCAUGCUCUUAUAAGUGCCACAAAAGGUGCUAUGAAAAUCCUUGCUACUUUUUCUCCUAUAAGGAGUGGAGAGGGAAUUCUUCCUAGCAUUGCAACUUACAUUUUGUAUAUGGAGGAAUGUUUACGUGGUUUAAUAGUUGGGCCCUUCCUAAAUGCAAGCUAUAGACGGCACUGGCGUAAGCAAGUGGAUCAAGCCACAACAUUUAGUGCUAUCAAGCCACUUCUACUCAAACUUGAAGAGAACAUUCGAAUCAUUGCUUUUUGUGGGGACUGGGCUAAGCUGAUGGACGAUUGGUUGGUUGAAUUUCCUGUUAUACAAAGUGCCACAUCUACUCUAGGAACAACUCAGAAACGCGCACCAGGUGGGAGGCGUUAUAAAAAGAAGUUACCUAUUGAUGAAGCUACAGCUGACGGUUCCCAGGAAAACAUUUGGUGGCGCGGUGGACAGUAUAGCAAAUUUUUAUUUCAGAAUGCAGCUUUGCCAAAAUCCAUGAUCAGAAAAGCUGCUCGUCAAGGUGGUUCGAGGAAAAUUUCUGGUAUUUUCUAUGCUGAUGGCUCUGAAAUUCCCAAAAGAAGUAGACAGCUUGUUUGGAGAGUCGCAGUUCAAAUGAGUAGGAAUGCCUCACAGCUGGCACUACAGGUCAGAUAUCUUGAUUUUUACCUUAGAUGGAGUGAUCUGAUUCGUCCGGAGCAGAACAUACAGGAUGGGAAAGGUCAAGAGACUGAAGCUUCUGCUUUCAGAAAUGCAAAUAUUUGUGACAAAAAACUUGUAGAGGGAAAAAUUUGUUAUGGAAUAGCUUUUGGGAGCCAAAAGCAUCUUUCUAACCGGGUGAUGAAAAGUGUUAUUGAAACGGAGCAAGGUUCACAAGGAAAAGUCAAGUUUUGGUUUUCUGAAACUCGGAUUCCUUUAUAUUUGGUAAAAGAGUACGAAGAAGGUAAUGAAAAGGUUAUAUGUGAAGAGGACUAUAGUAGUACAUCUCAGUUGCUCAGAAGGCGGUUGAAAGGUACCCACAAUGACAUAUUCUUUUACCUUGUUUGCAAGAGAGACAACUUGGCAUUCUCGUGUUCUACAUGUCAGAUGGGCAUUUCAAUUCGGAAUGCUUACAAGUGUAAUGCAUGUCAAGGUUAUUGUCAUGAGGACUGUUCCAUAAGUUCAGUCUCUAGACUCUCUACAAAUGGCGGAGUUGAGCACUUGACCACAUGCAAACAAUGUCACCAUGCCAUGUUACUUGCUCCAAAUGAAACUAUUGAUGAAUCUCCAACCAGUCCCUUAAUCUUACAAAGACAAGAAAACAGCUCUGGGACUGUUUUUAAGGGACCAAGGUCAAAGGCUGGUCAUUCUGACACAAAACAAGUUAGUUCCAUGUCAGCUUCAAAAGGACCAAAGCGUAAAUGUCAUGAGCAAACUUUGACUUCUACCAAGAGAAAGAAUAGUCAUCCUGAGACGAAACAAGCUGCAUCUGAUUCCACUUCGGCAUCAAGCGCCCGUCGCAAUAAUUGUUCUUGGGGUAUUAUAUGGAAAAAGAAAAUUAAUGAAGAUCCAAACAUUGAUUUUAGGAUGAAAAACAUACUUUUAAAGGGUGGAUCAGACAUACCUGAUCUGGAACCUGUUUGUCACUUAUGCAAAAAGGCAUAUAGGUCAGAUCUAAUGUAUAUUUGCUGCGAGACAUGUCAAAAUUGGUAUCAUGCUGAAGCUAUUGAACUUGAAGAAUCCAAAAUUUCGGAUGUGUUGGGCUUCAAAUGUUGCAAGUGUCGCAGGAUAAAGUCACCUGCAUGUCCUUACUCUGAUUCAAAACCUAAGUCAGAAGUUAAGAAAUCACGCAGAAGGGCUUCAAAGAAAGAGCACUAUGCCGCAGAUUCUGAUUCUGGAACAUUUAAUGAUAUGAGAGAGUGUGAACCUGCUACUCCUGUCUUCCCUGUGGAGAACGAUCCUUUACUUUUCAAUCUUGCAAAUGUUGAGCUGAUUACAGAACCUAAUAACUUAGAUAUGGAUGUUGAUUGGAACAAUGUCUCCAUGCCAGGACCUCAGAAAUUACCGGUCAGAAGGCAUGUUAAGCAUGAGGGAGAUGGUGAUGGUUCUGUUGUAGGAGUACCUUUACAUGCUGAAUUUGCAACGAAUAGUGAAGUAGGUAAUCUGUCCAAUCCUGCAGACUCCAUGUUACCUUUUGAAUAUGACCCUGCCGCUUUUGACAGCAAUCUGUUGAACAACUCUGAAAAUGUAAAUAAUGAAUACAUGGAGUAUGAAGACAAUACCUACUUCGAUCCAGCUGAAUUGUUGCCCUUAGAUGGUGGCGACACCCAUUUUGAUGGAGGCGAUGACGCCCAUUUUGAUGGAGGCGAUGACACCCAUUUUGAUGGAGGCGAUGUGUCUGCGGAAUUGUUGGACUUGGAUUAUUUCAAGAACCCUGAUACCGCUGUUCCUGAAGAAUAUGGAGAUGCCAUCUAUAGUUGUUGUAAAUGUUCGCAAAUUGAACCGGUCCCUGAUCUUUGUUGUCAGACUUGCGGGGUUUUCAUUCACAGCCAGUGUUUAUCUGGUAUUUUUCUGAGAUUCGAGUUUACUGUCAAGUUAAAGGAGCCAAAUGGUUCUAACAUUGCUGCUUGCAAGGAGGUAUUUAUACUUUGA
Cicer arietinum (chickpea) is the source of this 5595-nucleotide messenger RNA. Its product is annotated as DDT domain-containing protein PTM-like. Lineage: Eukaryota; Viridiplantae; Streptophyta; Magnoliopsida; Fabales; Fabaceae. The record is from RefSeq and is a predicted model, not a curated record.